This is a messenger RNA of Apus apus (common swift), 5856 nucleotides long. RefSeq names its product G protein subunit beta 4 (gene GNB4). The coding region runs from base 140 to 1162 and encodes 340 amino acids. Gene Ontology annotation, biological process: G protein-coupled receptor signaling pathway. The transcript is spliced from 10 exons. Lineage: Eukaryota; Metazoa; Chordata; Aves; Apodiformes; Apodidae. Gene Ontology annotation, cellular component: cytoplasm; heterotrimeric G-protein complex. The record is from RefSeq and is a predicted model, not a curated record. Gene Ontology annotation, molecular function: protein binding; signaling receptor complex adaptor activity.
AGCCCAGCCGCAGCGGGGUGAGAGCGGAGGCGGCCGCGGGCGUCGCCGCCAGCAGCGGCCCCAGCCCGGCCGGCAGCGCCGCUGAGACCCCGCGAGCAGGUUUUCUUCAGCAGUGGAGUGUGAGAAAUAGAGACUGAAGAUGAGUGAGCUGGAACAGUUACGGCAGGAGGCCGAGCAGCUGAGAAACCAAAUCAGAGAUGCAAGGAAAGCAUGUAGUGACACAACUCUUGCUCAGAUCACAACAAGUCUGGACUCUGUGGGUCGAAUCCAAAUGCGAACAAGGCGUACGCUUAGAGGUCACUUAGCCAAAAUCUAUGCUAUGCACUGGGGAUCUGACUCAAGGCUACUAGUCAGUGCUUCUCAAGAUGGAAAAUUAAUUAUUUGGGAUAGUUAUACAACAAAUAAGAUGCACGCCAUUCCUCUGAGAUCCUCCUGGGUGAUGACUUGUGCCUACGCACCCUCUGGAAACUAUGUUGCCUGUGGUGGGUUGGACAACAUCUGCUCCAUAUACAACUUAAAGACCAGAGAGGGCAACGUGAGGGUGAGCCGGGAGCUGCCAGGACAUACAGGAUACUUAUCCUGUUGUCGCUUUCUAGAUGACAACCAAAUUGUCACUAGCUCAGGAGACACCACUUGUGCUUUGUGGGAUAUUGAAACUGGUCAACAGACCACCACAUUCACUGGGCAUACUGGCGAUGUGAUGAGUCUCUCUCUGAGUCCAGACAUGAGGACUUUUGUUUCGGGUGCCUGUGAUGCCUCCUCAAAGCUCUGGGACAUACGAGAUGGAAUGUGCAGGCAGUCGUUCACAGGGCAUGUGUCAGAUAUUAAUGCAGUUUGUUUUUUCCCUAAUGGACAUGCAUUUGCCACUGGAUCUGAUGAUGCCACCUGCCGACUCUUUGACCUCCGAGCAGAUCAGGAAUUGAUGAUGUAUUCCCAUGACAAUAUCAUCUGUGGGAUCACUUCUGUAGCCUUCUCCAAAAGCGGCCGCCUCUUGCUAGCAGGGUAUGAUGACUUCAACUGCAACGUGUGGGAUACUCUGAAAGGGGAGAGAGCAGGUGUCCUUGCUGGCCAUGACAACCGUGUCAGCUGUUUAGGUGUUACUGAUGACGGCAUGGCUGUAGCUACAGGGUCUUGGGACAGUUUUCUCAGAAUCUGGAAUUAACUGGGAGCCAAACAUGUACAUUCUCCAUUUGAGAUCUGGAGAGAUCAAUGCUGCAGCCUAUAGCUGUGAAAUAACAUUUCUACCUUGUAUUUGCAGGUGAAGUUUUUCUAUUCACUGAUUAUUACACAAAAAGGCUUUCUGUAAACUAGAAAAAAAAAAUUCAAGUGAAGAAAUAGGGGAGGGGGGAAGAAAUCACUGACUUUUUAAAAGGGGCCAGCACACAUAAUCAUGGUGACCGACAAACUAAGAGCCAGUCUUUUUGUUUUUGGUGGUUUGGUUAGAUUGUCCUUGAAGGGUUUUUGCUUGUGCUCAGUCUGCUAAUCAUGUACUUUUUUUUGUACAUAACAGAAUAUACACAUUAUAGCAGCCAAUCGUAACAUUUGUCUGUGUGUAAAAAAAAAAAAAAAAUGUUGGCAUUUUUUAAGGAACUACAUUUAUAGCUUUGCUUUUAACCUGAGAUGUCACUUCUGAGUUUUGUAGUGGAUGAACUAGAUUGCUGUUUUAAAUGUUUUUGUGAAUUUACUGUAGAUAAAGUGAAGCCAAUGGUAUGUAUGUGUUUUUAUAAUGGAAGGCAUUUGAAUUUUUUUAAAGGCCCUGGAGACUCCCAGUUAAUACCUACCGCCUUAUUCACACACUUGACCUGCUUGCCUCUUUUUAAUCAUGGGGGUUCUUCCUUCAAGCCAGUGGUUCCUGGUUCAUCCAUUGGCAGUCAUGGCCUCCAAACACCAAGCAGUUAAUGCCAGGCAGACUUGCAACAACAGCAAAAAUAAUGAGAAAAAAAAAAUAUAUAUAAAAAAUCCGGUUCCAGAAGUAUUAGCUUCCUUACUGCAGCUUUUGGCAUCAGCUGUCCCAGGCAGUCCUUGGGUAUGGCAGCCAAGUGACCUGCCUUGCUGUCAUUAAAGUGGCUGAGUGCUUUUCCUUUGGAGAAAUCAGCUCUAACUAAAUGGGGUGGAUUGGGUCCAUCACAAGCUCUAGCUGAUUCGCACUAACCAACCCAUUUGGCCUGAGGCACAUGGAAGCAGUGAGCCUGCAGAGCUCGCUCCCUUCCCACCCUGCACUGAGACAUUCAGGACCUUCCUUAAGUUCUUAAAGAAGGUUUAAAUGUGCAGUUAGUCACCUGUAAUCCCCCUCCAGACCAGGGGGCUGCCAAAGCUUGCCACAACCGGGAGUGCUUCUUGUCACUGACGUGCAGUGUGAAUUACAAAAGAAUUGUGUAACUUACGAUUGACCAAAUCACCUUCUGGACCUUCCAAACUUCAUUCUACAAACUUAGUGACUUGCUGCUCCUCCUGUGGUCACAGAGGUCUGUGCCACGGUGGCUUCUUAGAUGCUAAUUGCUCUGCAGCUCUGACACUGUAAAUAGCCAUUUCCUCUCCUGUUCCUGAUUUUAUUCUGAUUUUGAUAUCAAUGGCUUAUAAAUGAUAGGUUCUGAUGAAGUACAGUUGAGCACAGAUACAGGGAACUCCAGUGGCUGAUCCUGUUUGAAACUAACUGGGAAGACUGCUUAACUUUUCUGUGCCUGGCAGCAUGCCUGUGCUUGCAGUGGAUGUUCUCUUGGGAAUCUGAACAUCUGUGGCAUUUUUGGAAGGGGGAAUGAAGUCUGUUGGCUUCUCUUAAGUGACUUAUUUUAAAGAUAACGUGAAUUUUAAAUCAGGUUGGAUGUUAAUCUGCCCUCAUCUGAAGUUACAGGGGGUCUGGGUAUCUCUGGAUCAGGUAGUAAAUAUAAGUGCCCGGUAUCUUGUAUUAUACCAAAACAGAUUUAUGGCUGAGAGGACUAUUUGUCAAGUGUCUUGACAUUUGUAAUCCUAAAUUUCAGUACUUCCAUACUGUGCCUGUAAACUUGCCAUGUCUCUAAUGGUGAAGGUGCCAAUAAAUGUACCAGUCAAUCACAGUAAAUUCACUUUUAAAUAAAGAAAAAUGUGCAUCUUGUGCUGGAGAAGUAAACAUUUAAUAACAGCAGACUGGUGUAGGACCAAAAUCACACUAUAUUGUAUGUCACAGGAAUUCCUCAGCAUUUUGCUUUAUGGUCUCUCUGCAUUAAGAAACUAUUAUGGAAUUCUUGUUACUCUCUUAAGUGAGCAGCUCUUGGGAUCUUGCAGACUUGGUUUAUUUUUCAGUGGUGCACUUGAUUAUUGUUUUUUAACUCACAGCUGCCUUGAGUGAAUCAUUCUGGAAAUUUGUUACUAAGGAAUUUUAAGAAAAUAUUCUUUUUCUAAACAAUUUUUUUCCAUAGAAGUGUGUUUUGAAGCAGUUUCCUAGCCAACACCGUUGCAAAGAUAGGUGCCAUUUUUAUGUUCUGGUGUUAAAACUCGUUUCUACUUGUGUGACUCCAGAAACAAUUUUACAAAUGUAUAUAACUUUUCUUAACAGUUCAGGUAGAUGGUGAAUGGUAGCGGCUUCUCCUGCAGGUGUUACUGCAAAUCAUGUCACUGUCAUCAUUUGAUGGGCGAUUGUCUGUUGGAUUCAGCUGCUUUUAAAAUAAAUAAUGAGUGCCAAGUGCUUGCUAAUGAGGUUUCCAGAUUAUCUGGUGGGUUUUGCCACUGGGUUAUAGCCAGGGUUGGUAGUGCUGCAGGUCCUUUUGCGUCAGGGCAUGAGGAGACCUGGAAGAAGCCCGAGCACAACUGAGGAAACAGUAUCUGAUGCUUCUUAGGGACUUGUAGAAAGCUUGUGAUAGAUACUGCCAAGGUGAUGUUUGCUGUUUAAACUGUUUUGAAUAUAGUUUUGCAUUUUCUUCUUUUUUAGAGCCUACAGAUUUAAUGUAUCAUGUUAUCAUAUGAGGCCAAAUAAUGCCCUUACACAGGGUGUGGUUUUUCCCUCUUAAAUGGAGAUCCAUGGUAUUUCAAGAUUGAUUGCCUUACUAAAAUGGGUGUAGUUUUAAUGGUAAAAGCUCAGACUGCUAAUAUGAGGGAGGGACUACACUGACCCUUCAGAGGUUUCACUUAGCAGAUUUUAGUCCCAAUUUUGAAUCUCAAAGAAAACAGUACGUGCCUGCAGUUCAGUGCAGGCUCAAGUUGGCAGCCUGUGUGAUCUCUUAACAGUGCAGCGUGGCAGCUGCAUCACCCUCCCUCCGUCCCUGGACAGCAGAUUUGCAGCACUAGUGGCUACAUCUUAACCUGUCUGGAAAAGUUUGUUGCCAAACUUACCUGCUUUAUGUAACAAGGUUUAUUUUUGUCAGGUACAGGUUUUUGUCAGCAUUCUCUGAUUUUGAUUUAACUUUGCAUAGAGGAUACUAAUAGGGUGAGUGCCCAACUUGGGCUUGUUCCCAUGUGGACUCAGAUGUCUGCUUAUUGGUAGAGAGAUUGGUUGUGAUUCUGGAAACCACAAAAAGCUUCUAGGUGGCACCUUGCUGAUGUACACUUGCUUCCCCUGCUAACGUGGGCCCGUUUCCAUCAGUCUCCAGACCUUUUUUUUUCCCAAAUAUCACUAUCCUCUGCCUUGCCAAAUUGCAGUUCUGUUGCAGAAUCUGGCAGAACAGAUAGUUCAAUGUAUUGACAACACUGUCAUACACCAUUUGAAAUGGAACAUGGAUUAAAUAGGCUUUUCCCCCUGCCUAAGGCUGUAACAGCUGGUCCUAGUGUGCUUACUGUAAUGCAUGGGUUGGAAAUAGUUAACUCUUUAAUUCAUUCAGUUAGUGUAACCGCUUGUCCCACGAUGAAGUUCAUAUUUCUUUUAAGGUGGAAUGAAAACAUUGUGAAAACAUUCCAAGAGUGCUUAGUCUUUCCUCUUUGAGGACACUGUCACCUCCACUAGGUUUUAGUGCUGUGCUUUAAGAUGUUGGUGAGAGUAUUGGCUAAUUCAACUAGUUGGUAUAAAUGGUUGUGUAGCAGAAUGACUGAUUUUUGAGAUAGCAUUUCCUGUAAAAGUAAUUAAGCAUGGGUUGAUGGUGCACUUUGUAUACAGUAAUCUGGCGUGCAUGCUGGUAAAACUACUUCCUACACUUCAGAGGCACCACAAGCCUUUUUAUCCAAUUGCUGGUUAUGUAAAAUACAUGCAGAAUGUUAAUGCAGUGUUGUUAUGGUAAAUGUGUGAACAGUGUUACUAAUUGAUAUAACUGAUAAGAGAUUACAUGUGCCUGACAUUCUUAUACCACACAGUAUGUUUAGGUUUUAACUAAUAUGGACUUCGGUGGAAUAGUCUUAGAUAUUUCAAGCCUUUGUUUUACUUACACAAUGGUGCUCUAUUUGUGUUGGGUUUUUUUUUCCUCCUUUUUUAAAAUAAAAGCAUCUGAACACUCGUAGUACAUAUUACAUCCAAAGGAGUCCAAAAUAAAAUGCUUCUAAACAUGCUUGAUUUUAAUUUGCCUUUAGUUUCCAGCACUUCUCAUCAGCUAGGUUCCUUUUUUUAAUUUUUUUUUUUUUACUUGUUGCUGACUACUUUGGAAAACUUCAGUAAUGUUACCAAUUAUGAAGUGAUUCUGCACUGCCUUUGGAUUGUGUAUGUAUUCAGAAACAGUCUUAAAGCUUUUAUUUAAGCUAUUAAAAAAAAAAAACCAGGGACUUGUGCCAUUUGUUCUUUAACAGUGCUGUUGUAAAAAGACUUCCCUGUGAAAAAAAAAAUCACUUGCUAUGAACUCUGUUUAUAGCUUUUUUUUUUUUUCCACGAUGGAUCUUUUUCUUUGUAUUUGUACAGUGGCUCAGUGAAAGAUGUUGCCAUGAGUUGAUAUUGUAACCAAUAAACAAGUGCUUUUAACCAGA